This is a messenger RNA of Nicotiana tabacum (common tobacco), 1444 nucleotides long. Its product is annotated as dof zinc finger protein DOF5.3-like. Lineage: Eukaryota; Viridiplantae; Streptophyta; Magnoliopsida; Solanales; Solanaceae. Gene Ontology annotation, biological process: regulation of DNA-templated transcription. The record is from RefSeq and is a predicted model, not a curated record. Gene Ontology annotation, molecular function: DNA binding; DNA-binding transcription factor activity.
UUUAUCUAGCUUUCUCUGUGAUUCAAAUCAACCCUUCUAGUUUUCUUGAAAGUUUCUAAAUUAUAUAUUAGAUCAUUCUUGUGUUUUCUAUCGCUGUCUCAACAAAAAUGUCAUGCCAAACACUAGAAAACAUGUUGGCUUACACAAAUAAGCAAGAAAAGAAACCAAGGCCAGGUGCAGAACAAGCACAAAAAUGUCCAAGAUGUGACUCAACCAACACAAAAUUCUGCUACUACAACAACUACAGUCUCACUCAACCUAGAUACUUUUGCAAAUCAUGUAGAAGGUAUUGGACCAAAGGUGGUACACUAAGAAAUGUUCCAGUUGGUGGUGGCUGUAGAAAAAACAAAAGAAUAUCCUCAAAGAAAAGCCAAUUAGAUCAUGAGUCCAUUGCCAACAGUGCUAAUUAUCCACUGUCAUCUUUUACACCAUUGUCAUGUUAUGAAUCAAGUGAUUUAAGUCUAGCAUUUGCUAAGCUCCAAAAACAGGCAAGUGGGAAUUUGGGAAUUGAAGAAAAUGAUAUGUCAAUGAUGUGUAGCAAUGUUUACUAUGAUGAUUUUCUUGGUGCACAAAGGGGUGGUUUUCUUGAAUUAACCUCAAAUGGAUUCCACCAUAAUAUGUAUUAUGGGAAGGGUAAUGAUGGAAACUUGGGGCAAGUUGAAAAUGGAGAAAUAAUGGGGUUAAAUGUGAAUGCAGAAAUGGGAAUGCUUUAUGAUCAAGAAAUGAUUUUCCCGUGGCAGAUUAAUGGAGAAGUGAACAAUAUGAGUGAUUUUGAAGCUUCAAACAGGCAAAACUCGAAUGGAUUUGAUUCUUCUUUUCAUGGACUUAACCAUAGUGGUCUCAUAGCAUGAAAACCGUUUUUUAUAUUUUAUUUUAUUUUACAUGCCUUAAUUAAUGCGUGUAUUAUUGAUACAAUUAUUGUUAUUUUACCUUUAAUCCUUUUUUUUGGGCACCGUAGUUGUUAUAGACCAACUUCAUCCAUGUCACUCAAGUCAAGUUAACACUUGGUUCUAAAUUUUAGGAUGCUCACCUCAAAUGUUAGUAAUUGGAUUCUAAAUAUCGGCUUCUACUAAUGCCAACUCCAUAUAUUAUUUAGCCAUCAACACCUUCCUAGGCAUCCAAGAAGCUUGAUAGCGAUGUUUGGCUAAGCUUAUAAACUGAUUAAGUUAAAAGUGUUUAUAAGUCAAGUGCUUAUAAGUUAAAAAAAUAAGCCAAAAAUCACAAGCUAAUCACCCCUAGCUUAUGAAUUUUUAACUUAUAAGCACUUUAAGUUUGACCAAAGUUUUUACUAUUUUAUCUUUAAAAUAUUCAUUUUUAGAACAAAACUCCUACAUUGAUACUCACUGUCUCACGUAUUUUUUCAACCUAAACCCCCCUCCUCUUCAAGUCUGUAAUUUUUAUUGACUAUUUAAGGUAAAGAAAUUCUCUAUUCAUUUGCAUAUUU